CCGACCACACCACCCCAACGUCGGCCUCCCCGCCGACGACGAUCCUAGAGCCACUCUCGUUUUCCAUAUCCUACGCCCAGUCUUUCAUCCCGAGCCACCUCGGCCAUCGCCCGAGACAUGCGCGAGUCCAACUUCGCGUUCCCAGCCCAGAAUCGGGCGUGCGUAUGCAUCUCCUCACAGCUCUAUGACAGAAGAGCUCUCGACACGAACUCUCCCCUUCCGCUCUUCAACUCCCUUACCCAUCUCGUCUAUCUCACCUCAACCUCUCCGCGCAUUCGCGAGAUCAUGACCAUGGACGGCGGUCUCGAACGUCUCGUCCGCAUCCUGCACGACUUUUGCAUCUCCCCGCCACCGCCGGACAAUCCUGCCAGUUUCUACGGUCUAUCACCCGCCGGCGUCCAUGCGCCCAAGCCUGUUCCGACUCUACUCCCCAAGACUUACGACAAGCACGCCGCGUAUCGGUUCUCCCUCGCUUUCCAGUGUAUUGUGAACAUCGGCGUCCGUGGAAGUGAACCAAUCCGCAGUCGCGUCGUCCAGGCCGGAACACUCGAGGUCGUCGGUUGCAUUCUCGAGGCGUGGCUCGCUAGCAAAGGCUUCCCCAUCGGCCCCAGCCUCGGCGCUAACGGCAUGCCUAGGGAGACCAGAGAACAGCGUCUCGCGAGACGGCAGGCACAGCUUGAGAAUAGGCAACGCGAGCAAGCCGCGGCAAUAGCGCGCGCGCUCGAGCGUCAGCUCGCCGCCGAGCGUUUGCAUAGACCAAAUGACGCAUCCAACCAAUCUAUCGACAUCUCGCAAGACGAGCCCAUGCAGACCGAUCAAGCUACCCCUGGCGCUUCUCGCGCACAAGACACCGAUACCUCCGCAGAUACCUCUACCAACGCCACUCCUAACGGCGGCAAUACCCCUACUGGCACCGUCGCCGUGCCCGCCAGAGACCGUAGCGGCACCAUCAUUGCACGUCCUGUGUGGGAUCAACCUACGAACGCCGGCGGCGCCAACGCACGACGACCCCACCGGUCGCGCCUCAACGUACCUGCGGCCUCUGCAGGUCCAUCGACUUCGACAUCCGCAGCCAACUCACGACCAGAAACGGAGACCGAGGACGAUGGUGACGUCGACAUGGACCGCGAGAGCCGCGAUGGCGACGCUCCCUCACCAUCACCUGAGCGUCAGCCCUCAGACACAGGCACGAUCCGUGCUACUCACUCCCGCCGCGCCGUUGGCAUCGUCACCGAUGCUGCUGGGCCGGCUGGGCCGGGUGCGUCGAUGGACAUGAACUCGGACCCUCAUAUCGUGAUAAACGACGAGGGUGUCGUCACCGGAGUUGGCGUCGAGGACGGGAUCGUCUCCCUUGAAGCCAACGACGACUUUGCUAUGGGCGCGCCCCCUGGGGCUCCUGGUGCGAUCGAUGGACCUCCCGCGCGUGCGGUAGCUGACACGCAUGCAGGGGCGGGCGAGCGCACACCGCGCGCCGGGACCGCUAACCUUCCCAUGACAGUUGCACGACCCACGAUGGCGGGCGCCUUUCUCACUGCCCCCGCCACGGAGCUCCCUAGGCCGACUGAGGGUGCGACGCCCCCGCGGGGUACUGUCCGAGGUGCGAACACGGGCAACAACGCUGCGACGGCUACACCUGGCGGCGCCGCGCACCACCACCACCAUCACCAUCACGCGCGCGAGGCGGAGACGGGACCAUAUCGCGAUGAGGACGUCCUGUUGAGCCUGCAACUCUUGGCUUAUCUGAGCAAGUACCCGCACUGCAGGGAAGCGUUUUACACCAUGCGCCCCAGCUUCCACCCGGCGACGCUUCAACUCGCGAGUGAAGGCCGGUAUGGGCAAGCGUCUUCCAGCAGCACCACGAGCGGUGCGUCCGCCUCCGCGUCAGCGGCGACGGCAUCGUCGAGUCGUGUUGCGCCGGCGGCCACCACGAGCGGCUCCACGAACAAGGACACGCAUCCAUUCGUGAAGGCGUUUAACAUCGCGGCCGGACGCGGCAAGGAGAAGGAGAAAGAACGGACGUCGUCGUCUUCGUCCACCGCGACCUCCAGCACCGCCGCGGCGAGCGCCAGCGGCAGCAGUCGUCCAAGGAUGACGAAUGUGUUCGCGCUAGUGGAGCGGUUCACAUACCGGCAUAGCUCGUCGGAGCUCGAGUCGUCGAACCCCCCGCCGAGCCUGCCUCCGGAGAUCCAGUACUGGGCGGGCGUUAUCAUGCGGAACGCGUGUCGGAAGGACGACAGUCGUGGGGGCAUUCGGCAGUGUGCGAAUAUGUUGUGUGGGAAGUGGGAGCGGUUCCCGCGGGAGUUCGCGAAGUGCAGACGAUGCCGGAAGGCGAAGUACUGCGGGAAGGAGUGCCAGAGCACGGCGUGGAGCGAGGGCCACCGGUUCUGGUGCAGUGCGAAAGACCCCGAGGAGGACGGCGAACACCAUCACCACCAUGGCGAAAGCUCGCGCGGUCCUGCUGGUGCUGGCGGACCUCCCCCGACCGCGGUGGCCGCUGCGGCAGCAGCUGGUGGACCUGGGGUCAGCGUGACGGCCGGCGGGACUGUCGUUGGGCGCUCGGAGAGGAGAGAGGCGAGGGAACGGGAGAGGCAGGCGAGGGCGGUCGCGGCAGAGACCCGGCUGGCCGCGGAGGACCGCGGGACCGCGCCCGACGCCUCACAGAGGACGCGGGAGGCAAGUGGUGCGCGUCGAGCGCAGGACGCGAGGUGGCGGGCGGACAUGAACGCCGUGCUCAUGAACGACGCGCCGCCCGAGCUGCGGCAGGCGCUCGAGGGCGUCACCGCGCAAGCUGGCGCCGAGGCGACGCCUGGGACGACUGCGACUGCGAUGGGACCAGCCACUGCGGCUCUGGCGGCGGCGCGGCAGGCGUUGCCUGCGCUCACGGCCAUCAUGGAAGGGACGUGGACGUACCCUCCGCGCGCCGGGCAGCCGCAGCUGAGGUGGGGAGUCACAGCUACCGACGCCACGGGGAGGAUGCAGGACGAUGAGUUGCGGCGGCUGGUGCAAGGAAUCCAGGCAGCUGCACGGGCGCGGGGGGACGGCGAGCCUGCAGCAGGGCCGUCUCGGACGGGUGAGGAGCGCGAGGAGGACGUGGAUAUGAUGAUCGACUGAGUCCGUCUGCCUCUCUCUCGUCGUUCGCCCGGCCAUGGACAGUCUGAGGAUAGUUUAAUAGACUCGGUGUGGUAGAUACAGCCCGCGCCUCGCUUUCUGUGCUCGUCCCCGUCGACAUUCGCAAUGUACACUACUCGCACAUCCUACUCGAAUACGCCCAUAUAUUCCCC
Messenger RNA from Trametes versicolor FP-101664 SS1, 3281 nucleotides. RefSeq lists its product as uncharacterized. The record is from RefSeq and is a predicted model, not a curated record. Lineage: Eukaryota; Fungi; Basidiomycota; Agaricomycetes; Polyporales; Polyporaceae. Gene Ontology annotation, cellular component: MUB1-RAD6-UBR2 ubiquitin ligase complex. Gene Ontology annotation, biological process: ubiquitin-dependent protein catabolic process; establishment or maintenance of cell polarity. The transcript is spliced from 4 exons. Bases 118 to 3111 code for a protein of 997 amino acids.